AUGGAAGAAUUAUAUGAUCUCGGAGUAAGAAAAGGGGAUUUAGUUAUUGGUGGCUGGUACCAAGACUUGCCUAGUUUCAUGCUAAUAAAUGAUACUAAUUUGUAUAAAAGAUUGGAAGUUGGAAUUCCAAUAUUUACUCUUGUGGGUGAAUUUUGAUCGGGAAAUCUAGGUCAAGAUGCCUUACGCAGAAUACUCUCUGAUUAUCACUCAGAGCCAAGCGCUUUUUCUUGCUUCUAUUCCGAUGCUGCUUAUCUAGUUGCUAGUGCUUUGGAUUAUAUGAUAAAUAGAGGGCAUGAUUAUAAUGAUCCACAAAAACUAAUGGCAGCUAUAAGAACUACUCAAUUUUACGGUUGCACUGGUAGUGUGAGCAUUGAGAAAGGAACUAACGACAGAAUUGUAGAUAGAAUGAUUAUUGAAGGUCUUAAACUCAAUUUAGAUGGAACUGCUUCAAUUUAUACAAUUGACAAUUUUAGACCUUUCAGCUCUCAAGUAAUCUCUAUUAUAAAUCCUAUAAUAUAUGCCGAUGGUUCCACUGAAAAGCCUAGUGAAUAUAGAGAUAUAAACAAUAGAUGCCCAUUUCCUAGCAAAAAAAUGAAAACUUUUCAGAAAGGAAGAGGGCUUUUAUUUGGAAUUUGUUUCGCUUCAGCUUUAAUUAUGAUUGCUAUUACAUUCUAUAUUUGGAGGAAAUGAUGAAAUAUCUCUGUUGAGCCACUACACCAAAAAGAAGAAAUAUCAAUUCAAGACGCCAUUAUCGCUGCCAGUAUUGGAAUUGAGUUCUUUCAGUAUGCGUCGAUGGGGCCAGACUUUAAGCUGAUAAGCCCUUUGCUUUCAGAGCUCAGCGGAUUAGUUUCAUUGAACUUGGAAGAUGUAAUAAAGCUGGAAAACGGAGUCUUUUGGGUUGUAGUAGAUGUAGUGUAUGGAGGAAUAGGACUCUGAAUUUUACUUUGUCUUGUUAUUCUGCUGCAGCUAGAUGAGAAAUUUCCAUAUAUUUCGUUGUUCAGAUUCUUGAGAUGGGUUUCGGAUUUUUUGAUGCCUAUUUUAGGAAAUCUUUGCUUUAUUCCGUUUAUUUCAAUUUGCUUAGAUAUUUUUCAAUGCGAUACAUCUAUAGGUGAGAAUUUUACUGAUAGUAUCCUCGCAAAAGAUUGCUAUUAUUUCUGUUGGAAAGGUGAGCAUUUAGUAUAUGCAAUUAUCUCAUUUUUUGCAUUAUUAUUUUAUGAGCCUCUUGCUAUUUUUUGUAGGCCGCUUUGACAAGAAUUGCAGCCUACAUUGCAUGUAAAAACUGUGCCGUUGUUUCUGAUGGUUAAAACAGUAGUACAAACCACAUUAAUUGUCUUAAAUGAAACAGUAAAAAGAUCUAGCGAUAUCGCUCAUGGACUGAUAUUUAUAAUAUUUAUGAUUUUUUAUGCAGUAUUUACUUUCAAAUUCAAGCCUUACAAUUAUUCAAGAUUUAGCUGAUGGCAAGGUUUAAGCAUAAUUGGAGUUAUUUGACUCGCCAUGAUAUCAAUGUCUGGGUACAUUAAAAAUGAUCAGAAUUUAUAUAUUUCAUUGUUUGCAGUCCUGCUUUCUGGCUGGUGUGCUAUUAUAAUUAUCGGCUUAUAUAUCCAAGCUAAAAAGUAUCCCAGCUUGCUUUUUAGGAAAAAAGGAUACGAUCCAAGCACUUUAUUUAAAUUUGCUUUUACCUUUGGCAAAAGCUCAAGAAUAUCUCUAGAAAAAUUGCAGCAAGCAAGCGGUAAAAGUAUCACUUUUUAA
Messenger RNA from Blepharisma stoltei, 1749 nucleotides. The record is from the annotation of a GenBank genome assembly. NCBI's taxonomy places the organism in Eukaryota, Ciliophora, Heterotrichea, Heterotrichida, Blepharismidae.